Molecule: messenger RNA, 762 nt
Organism: Dentiscutata erythropus
Lineage: Eukaryota; Fungi; Glomeromycota; Glomeromycetes; Diversisporales; Gigasporaceae
Source: the annotation of a GenBank genome assembly
AUGAGUAAUACUGCAAAUACAGUUCCAAAUUCACCAUCUAUAGAAUCGUCUCCCAAAUCGUUACCUGAUUCGGAAACGCUUCCAACAAUUAGACCUCCGUUCCCCCCAGCUAUCAAUAUUGAAGAUUUAAUUUCACUUAGAGAAUCCUCAGAUGGCACCCAAAUGUUUCCAUCCCGAGCUCCAAAUGCAUUCAUAAUUUACAGAAAACAAUUCGUUAAAGCAGCGCGAGAUAAAGGUUAUUUCCUACCUAUGACAGUAAUUUCAUCGAUGUGUUCUCGAGCUUGGGAGAAUGAAGAUGAAAAUGUUAAAUUGACUUAUAAAAAAAUUGCGAGAGAGACUUACGUUAAAAGAAAAGAAAUGUAUCCAAAGAUAUCUAAAAGAAAAAGAAAAAAGGAUCUUUGGAAUAUUGUUCAAUUUAAACCAAAAUCAAUACCUGAUGCUACAAAUAAUUCAGAUGACGUAAAAUUUUAUAACUUAUUAAAUACUGAACCGAAUCUCUUUUACUCAAAUCCUGGCUACAUCAACAGCAACAAUGAUAUAAAUCAGUCUUUUUACAAUUCUAUUAAUUAUAAACAUGAACCUUUAGAAUUCAUGCAAUUUAAUAACGAUUAUUAUAAUGACUUUCCAUACGCAUUGGAAUCUCAGAAUGCUCAUGAUAUGUCGUCUUUCGAACCAGCAACCUUUGAAAAUUUAAACUUUGAUCCAAAUAACUAUUACAUUUUCUUACCAGAGGACACUUCGAAUAUUUUAGCACCGCAGUAA